UCACACGCGAGACGGACGGAGGAACAGGAACGCCCACGGCCGAUCAGUCGCCGCUCCCUUCGCAAACAAAGUGGUUCCUCGCCGUUCGUGUUGCGAGCGUGUCGCUUGCUAACUCGGCAGCCGAAUGCGUGGUCUUACACAACGGGACGUCAGGGCUGAAUCCUUUAUUUCGGUAUCGCCCUGGUGCCACGUGGUGGCUGUCAAACGUCGACCCGAAUCGCCUUCAAACGUUGGUGUAGACACGCACACGGGCGACUUAAAUCCGACUGCGAGCGAUCUUCUGGCACCGAAGGAAUCCGCCGGCCCGAGGAUCGUUGAGGGUACCUGCGUCCUCUACCCGUAGCCGCCGAGAUGGCGGGGAAAGGGAAGGAGAGCGACGGAUUUGACCUGACGCCAACCUUCAUUCCCGAGCGAGGUAGCAUCAAGAAUGGCUUCCACAACGCGGGCUUCGAGCGAGACGUGGCAGAGGAGGUCACGAAGAAGGCGGAGAAAGACAAGAAGGACAAGAGGCCAAAGGGGGCAGUAGGCGUACUGGAAGUGUUCCGGUUCGCCGACGGCCUGGACGUGGCCCUCAUGAUCGUGGGCCUCGUGUCUUCGAUGGCUCACGGAGGAGCCCUCCCCAUCAUGAUCAUCGUGUUCGGCCAAAUGACCGACAGCUUCGUCCGCAGCGGCAUCAACGCCACGGUUCCCGGGGGCGCCAACGGCACCAACGUCACCGUCCCGUCGGCGAACCUCAGCGCCACCGACAUGGGCGACUUGCUGCAGUCCGAGAUGUCGAAGUACGCGUGGUACUACGUGGCCAUCGGCUGCGCCGUGCUGGUGUCCGCGACGCUGCAGGUGUCGUGCUGGAUGCUAGCGGCGGCGCGCCAGUGCCACCGCAUCCGCCACCACUUCUUCCGCGCGAUCCUCCACCAGGAGAUGAGCUGGUUCGACACGACGCAGAUCGGCGAGCUGGGCUCGCGACUCACCGACGACAUCAACACCAUCAACGAUGGCAUCGGCGACAAGAUCAGCCUGUUCAUGCAGUUCUUCUCCUCCUUCAUCGUCGGCUUCAUCAUCGGCUUCGCCCACGGCUGGAAGCUCACGCUCGUCAUCCUCUCCGUGAGCCCGCUGCUCGCCAUCUGCGCCUCGAUGCUCGCCAAGCUGCUGGGCUCGCUGACGACAGCCGAACUGACCGCGUACGCCAAGGCUGGAGCCGUGGCCGAGGAGAUCCUGAUGGCCAUCAGGACGGUGGUGGCCUUCGGAGGUCAGCAGAAAGCCGUCGACAGGUACAACAAGAACCUGCACGACGCCAGCACGAUGGGCAUGAAGAAGGCCGUGGCCACCAACCUGUCGUUCGGACUCACGCAGUUCAUCAUCUUCGGCUCGUACGCCCUCGCCUUCUGGUACGGCACAAAGCUGGUGAUCGAAGAGCCCGAGAACUACACCAUCGGACGCGUGCUCAUCGUGUUUUUCUCCGUCCUCAUCGGCGCCUUCUCGCUGGGACAAGGAGCUCCUAACCUUGAGAGCUUUUCCAACGCCCGCGGUGCAGCGUUCACCGUCUUCCAGAUCAUAGACAAGCCCCGCCCCAUAGACAGUAGUUCUGCUGAUGGGUUCAAGCCGGAGCGGAUCAAAGGCGACAUCUCCUUCAGAAACAUCCACUUCUCUUACCCCUCCCGGCCUGACGUUCAGAUCCUCAAGGGGCUGAACCUGGAGGUGGAGAGCGGCAAGACGAUCGCCCUGGUGGGCAGCAGCGGCUGCGGCAAGAGCACCACCAUCCAGCUGCUGCAGAGGUUCUACGACCCCAGCGCCGGCGAGGUGCUGGUGGACGGUCGCGACGUGCGCUCGCUGGGCGUGCGCUGGCUGCGCGAGCACAUCGGCGUCGUGAGCCAGGAGCCCGUGCUCUUCGCCGCCACCAUCGGCGAGAACAUCCGGCACGGUCGCGAGGACGCCAGCGACGCCGACGUGGAGCGAGCGGCUCACGAGGCCAACGCCUUCGACUUCAUCUCGCGCCUGCCCGAGAAAUUCAAGACGAUGGUGGGCGAGCGCGGGGCACAGCUGUCGGGUGGACAGAAGCAGCGCAUCGCCAUCGCGCGCGCCCUCGUGCGCAACCCCAAGAUCCUGCUGCUGGACGAGGCCACGUCGGCGCUGGACACGGAGAGCGAGGCCAUCGUGCAGUCCGCCCUUGACAAGGCUCGCCAAGGCCGCACGACGAUCGUCAUCGCCCACCGGCUGUCGACGAUCCGCACGGCCGACGUCAUCGCCGGAUUCAACGACGGCGUCGUGGUGGAGCAGGGCACGCACGCCGAGCUCAUGGAGCGCCGGGGCAUCUACCACCUCCUCGUCACCCAGCAGACGCAGGGACAGGAUCCUGACGAGGCGGGCGCCGCGGAUUUAGACAACCUGGAGGACGACGACGACGACGACAACAACGAUGAUGAUGCGGUGGAGGACGAGGAGGAGGAGGAGGACAUCGUGUUGGAGGACGACGAGGUGGUGGCUGCCGGCUCGCACCACCCCGGGCAGGACUCGAACCACGGCGCGCUGGGCGACGCGGCGUCGCUGGCGGGGGCGUCGCACCGCGACGGCACGAGCUCUCGACGCUCUCAGCGGACGGCGAAGAUGAGCCGGGCGGAGAAGAGGAGGAGGAAGAAGAAGAGGAAGGCGGAGCAGGGCGAGAAAGCCAAGAGCAAGAAGGAGCUGGAGAAGGAGGAGGAGGCCGAGCUUCCAGUGGUGAAGUACUCCCAGAUCUUGGCGAUGAACCGCCCGGAGUGGCACUUCCUGGUGAUUGGCGUCGUGGCGGCGAUCGUGAGCGGCGGGGUGCAGCCGGCGUUCGCCGUCUUUUUUGCCAAAAUCAUCGGGGUGUUUAACGAGCCAGACCCGCAGGUCAAGAGCACCAAGACCAUCACCUACUCGCUCAUCUUCCUCCUCCUCGGUGCCAUCAGCUUCGUCUCGUACUUCCUGCAGGGCGUGAUGUUCGGCAAGGCCGGCGAGAUUCUCACCAUGCGAGUGCGCGGCCUCCUUUUCAAGGCCAUUCUGCGACAGGACAUCUCCUGGUUUGACGAUCACAAGAACGCCGUGGGGGUGCUGACCACACGUCUGGCGACGGAUGCCUCGCAAAUCAAGGGGGCUACGGGGGCUCGCCUGGGCCUGUCUGCGCAGACACUCGCAAGCCUGGCGACGGGCGUCACCAUCGCGUUCGUCUUCGGCUGGCAGCUGUGCCUGCUCAUCCUCGCACUGCUGCCCAUCAUCGCCAUCUCCACCGUCAUCCGCUUCCGCGCCGUGGGCGGCCACGCCAACAAAGACAACGCGGCGCUGGAGAAUUCCGGCAGGAUCAGCACAGAGGCAGUGGAGAACAUCCGUACGGUGGUGGGGCUCUGCCGAGAGGAUGCCUUCUUCCAGAGCUUUGUGAACAGCUUGGAGGAUGUGCACAAGAAGAGCUUGCGCCAGGCCCCGCUCUCCGGCCUCACGUACGGCGUCUCCCAGAUGAUGCUCUACUUCAUCUACGCCGUCACCUUCCGCUUCGGCGCCUGGCUUGUCGCCCACCAGUACAUGACGUUCGAGAAUGUCUUCCUGGUCUUCUCGGCCAUCGUCUUCUCGGCGAUGUCAGUGGGCCAGACGAGCUCCUUCGCGCCCGACUUCGCCAAGGCGCAGAUGUCGGCGCGGCGAGUCUUUGCGCUGUUGGCGCAGGUGCCCUCCAUCGACAGCUACAGCGAGGCCGGGGUGGCGCCGGCAGGGGGCGCCCAUGGGCGCGUCGAGUUCCGCGACGUGCGCUUCCGCUACCCGACGCGGCCUGGCGUGCCCGUCCUGCAGGGCCUCAGCAUUGCCGUGGAGCCCGGCCAGACGCUGGCGCUCGUCGGCAGCAGCGGCUGCGGCAAGAGCACCACGGUGCAACUCCUCGAGCGCUUCUACGACCCCGCCGACGGCGUUGUGCUGCUGGAUGGAGAGGAGCUGCGCAGUCUGAGGAUCAGCUGGCUGCGACAACAGAUGGGUAUCGUGUCGCAGGAGCCCAUCCUCUUCGACUGCAGCAUCAGCGAAAACAUCGCCUACGGGGACAACGGCCGCAGCGUGAGCCACGACGAGAUGCUGGCGGCCGCCCAGGCGGCCAACAUCCACAACUUCAUCGAAGAGCUGCCCGACAAAUACAACACGCGCGUCGGCGACAAGGGGGCGCAGCUGUCGGGCGGACAGAAGCAGCGCAUCGCCAUCGCGCGCGCCCUCGUGCGCAACCCCAAGAUCCUGCUGCUGGAUGAGGCCACGUCGGCGCUGGACACGGAGAGCGAGAAGAUCGUGCAGCAGGCCCUGGACCGGGCCCGCGAAGGCCGGACCUGCAUCGUCAUUGCCCACCGCCUCUCCACCAUCCAGAACGCCGACAUCAUAGCCGUCAUCCAGCAGGGCCGUGUCGUCGAGGUCGGCACGCACACCGAGCUUCUGGCACGGCAGGGCGCCUACCAUGCUCUCGUCAACGCCCAGGUCGCCCACCACUAGCACUCCAUCCUCUGUGGUGGAGGCAUUCAUCGAUUAGACCUGCCCAACCGUUCAUUCUUCCAAAAUUGGUGCGAUUUCUGGAGGUGGGUUAAAACCGGGAUCGAAGUCAGCUUAUUUUUAGGUGGGGGAUGGGAGACCAUUGCAAGUGGCAGUACAGCAAUGGAUUUGUGACUACAUCUGCGCCGAGUUUAUGGUUGUCCCCUUGAAUGCAUGGUGGCUUUGGUCCAGCUUAAUCCCAAUUAACGCCAAACUCUUGGUAAAAAAAAAAAAUGGGACUGGUCAGACAGCCCAAUGCAGGACCCUCCUGAAAAAGAGUCUUGACUCGGCGAGGCUGUCUUGGGAUUAUAAAUGGAAUUACUUUGAGAAGUAGGAUGGGUUGCAUCAAACCUUUUAAAAAAGGGAUUUACACGCCAUCCCUGACAGAGGCACGCAAAAUAUGCCUGCACUAGGCCAGGCCCGUACGGGCCUAAUAAAGGCGUGUACACACAUGGACAUGUAUAUUAUGCACACACUUAUAUGAACCUGUAUAUAUGCACAACACGCUUUACACACAACACACUUCGGGCUGUAAAUAACCUUAACACCACCUGAACUGGGGGAGUUUCCCCAGGAUCGUCCUCUUGUUGGAGGCGGUGGUAGCUGCUGCUCUGGGAUUUUUGCAAGUUGGAGGGGCGGGCGGGAAAGCCACUGGGAAACAGUUCCCAAUGGUUACAACCUCCCCCCCUCCUGGUCGACAGAUAGCUCUGCUGCACAUGCAGUCUACAAGCAUAUUGCUGCUCUUAAAAGGAUUAGUCAUUGUGCUUGCUGCACACCCCCCCCCCCCGCCUCUUAAUUGCACAACCCCUAACACAACUCAAACCAGCCCAACCCCCCUUGGCCACAGGAUUGGGCCUAAACAAAGGGGCGGGGCCUAAAAAGGAAAGGCACAGAGCUAAAAUAGGGAAGGAACAGGGCCAAAUCUAAGGGUGGGAGGAGGUAUACAGAGGCAGGAGGCAAGGGCCUAAAGAGUUAAGGCAAGGCCUAUGGAGGUUGAACUUCCCUGGGUCGAUUUUAAAAGGGAAUUUUUUUUAAAACAACGGUUUUGUUAACAACUUGGUUUAACUCGCGGUCGAGGUACGUCAAUGGCGCCUGAGACACGCGGCGCCUGCGUUUUGUGCGAGCCAAUUCCACAGUUUAGGGACCACGGCAUUUGUGACCUACACAAAUGUAUAUAAAUAAUAAGGCGUCCAUACAAAAUGUGAAUUGCUUUAAAGUAGCGAUUUAAUUGGUGCCGAUUUUGAUACAGGCAUGUAUGGUCACCAGAUCUGAGUACGUGUGCAAAAAUGUGGAAUUGAUUGGACAACAGGAAGUGGACGCAAUUUUGGUGACAAGGUUUGACCACGACAAACAGAAGAAUCAAGUAAAACCGUUGAAAAAGCAUCGAAUCCGACGACGUGCAGCAGCAAAUGUCUUUACGUGCCACGGAGGCGGCCACAGGCCCAGCUAGUUGUACCCAAGCCUACGCACCUACCGGCUGCCGACUCGGUGCGGAGCCCGCUGCUCGCGUAUUUAAAGUUCUCUUAUUAAGAACAAUCGGCAUCAUAUGAAAAAGGUGGUGCCGCAAAGCAUGGAAUUGUAUCGCAUCCCCCUUCUCUAUGAGACAGCGUUGCCACCCCCCCCCACCCCCCCCGUACAGAAACGUGCGGGUCUUCGCCGGGUGUGCUCCUGGCAGGUUUCUUCCCCCAAAAUUCUCGUAAACAAAAUUGGCUUUAAUAUAUAUAGAGGACUGCAGAACUUAGGCACCCGUUGGUACCACUGGAUAAGCACUGCGCCUGGCUGCUGUUGCCUUCCCACGCAUCUGUGGUUGCUCCAUGGCAACUGGGAGAUGCAAUUUGCACGCAGUGUAUAUGAAGUUAAAAACAUUCAACCCCUUUCUUUGGGGGGGGGGGGGGGGAGGGAAAGGUGAGGAGAAACGCAAAUGCGAAAAAAAUACCCUGCAGUCGUUUGUCCAACGUCGUGGGUGGGACCAUGCAGCGCAACAACAGCGCGGCGUUACAGCGGACAUAGCGCAAACGGCCAUGUCACCUUGCCAUGGCAGAGAUUCAGGUUACGUUUUUGCUGUAGAACACCGCCUUAGUGCACGGCGGUGGCGAGACGUCAACUACCUCACCUGGUGUGCAGGAGGUCGUGGGCGAGAACCCAAACCCCAAAGCCUGUAUAUUUGGAAUUUGCACGGGUCUCCCCGUGGACGUGUGGCUUUUGUGCAGGUCCCUCCAAUUUACCCCCCUGCCCCCCCCCGCCCCCCAACGUGUUAGUUUUGUUUUCGCAACAAAAAGUUCUCCGAACAGAAGCUGCAGGUCCUUGACCCCCCCCCCCCCCUCCACCCUCCACAAGCUCAUUAGAAGAGUAUCAAAAGGUGGUGGCGCUGGCUCAUUUCUUUGUAUUGAUAAACUCCCGAAUUAAAUGACGGAAGAGGUAAAAUGAGAUGGUGAUAGUGUGGGAUUUGUUACGCGAGAUGACGAUACCGUCGAGCCAAUGGCCUGGCUAUUUUGCACGCGAGACCCAUGGUUGCCGUGAGCUCGGCAGUGACUAAAAGACGCCAAACGUCAACAUUAAAAAAACGGUGUUUUUGCUUAGAUUGCACAAGUGUGAAUGUGUCGUAACCCUCCACCACCCGACAUAACCAGUAAGGUUUGUCCGGUAAACAACGCGUCGAUUAGUUACGACUUCAGCCCACCCGUUUGUUGGAGAGUAAAUCCAUGACAACAUUUACAAUGAGUGCCGUGACGUUUCACCGGUGAUGACAGCAGGCAGCAUCAUCGGGCGAUUUUUGCCAGAAGAGUGAAGCAAUCCACCUGCUUCCGGUCUUAAAUAGAGCAAGACGACAUGGCAGAGGACGAUUACCAGCAGGGUACUCGAGGAAUAUUGCAAGACUACCCAAAGCAUUUUGAAAACGGCCGCGAACAAAAAAAAA
Petromyzon marinus (sea lamprey) is the source of this 7420-nucleotide messenger RNA. Its product is annotated as ATP-dependent translocase ABCB1-like. Gene Ontology annotation, molecular function: ATP hydrolysis activity; ABC-type oligopeptide transporter activity; ATP binding. Gene Ontology annotation, cellular component: mitochondrial inner membrane. NCBI's taxonomy places the organism in Eukaryota, Metazoa, Chordata, Hyperoartia, Petromyzontiformes, Petromyzontidae. The record is from RefSeq and is a predicted model, not a curated record. Gene Ontology annotation, biological process: oligopeptide export from mitochondrion.